Molecule: messenger RNA, 1968 nt
Organism: Melitaea cinxia (Glanville fritillary)
Lineage: Eukaryota; Metazoa; Arthropoda; Insecta; Lepidoptera; Nymphalidae
Product: succinate dehydrogenase [ubiquinone] flavoprotein subunit, mitochondrial-like
Exons: 12
Coding region: 1-1968 (655 amino acids)
Biological process (GO): tricarboxylic acid cycle; mitochondrial electron transport, succinate to ubiquinone
Molecular function (GO): succinate dehydrogenase (quinone) activity; electron transfer activity; flavin adenine dinucleotide binding
Source: RefSeq, a predicted model, not a curated record
AUGACGCGGCUGGUGCCAGCAAUGGAAGUUGUGCGGCAGGUAGAUGUCGCCUACUUCGAUUUCCGGAAGGUAUUUGACACGGUUGAUAACGACGUCCUGCUGGAGAAGUUGGCUGGGAGCCGGUUAAGAUGGAGAGCGUCGUAUACGGUUCACCAACACCAACACGACUGCCUUGUGAUAGGUGCUGGAGGAGCGGGUCUCAGAGCUGCUGUUGGUCUCGCUGAAGCUAAUUUUUCGGUUGCUCUCGUCAGCAAACUGUUCCCCACUCGUUCGCACACUAUUGCUGCCCAAGGUGGCAUGAAUGCAUCCAUAGGUAGCAUGCAUGAGGAUGACUGGCGUUGGCACUUUUACGACACAGUGAAAGGAUCCGAUUGGCUUGGCGAUCAGGACUCGAUUCAAUAUCUGACGAGAAAUGCUCCGAACUGCGUUUAUGAAUUAGAAAAUAUGGGUAUGCCCUUUUCGAGAACUAAGGAGGGUAAGAUCUAUCAGAGGAGUUUUGGCGGCGGUACUAUCAAAAAUGGGAAGGAGAUAGCGAAGAGAACGUGUGCUGUUGCUGAUCGAACGGGGCACGCUCUUCUUCAUACACUUUACGGCUACAGCACUAAGUUCAAAAAUGUUAAUCUCUUCUCUGAGUUUUUCGUCCUGGAUCUUUUAUUACAAGAUGAUCAAAUUGUAGGUGCGCUAGCUCUUGACAUGGAUGACAGCAGCCUUCACAGUUUUCAGGCGAAGAAUACCGUAAUAGCGACAGGGGGAUAUCCUCGUAUGUACUUCUCCUGCACCGCGGCGCACACUUGUACAGGAGACGGGUGUGCUAUGGCUUCUAGAGCUGGAAUACCACUUCAAGACCUGGAAUUUAUACAGUUCCAUCCGACUGGUAUGUAUGGUUCUGGGUGUCUAAUGACGGAGGGUUGUCGUGGGGAAGGAGGCUUUAUAGUGAACAGCGAAGGAGAGCGGUUCAUGGAACGCUAUGCUCCCAAAGCUAAGGAUUUAGCUAGUCGCGAUGUUGUGUCGAGGUCAAUAGCAACUGAGAUACGACAAGGUCGAGGUGUCGGACCUAAGAAAGACCACGUGUAUCUUCAACUCCAUCAUCUUCCUCCAGAAGUUAUCCGAGAAAGGCUUCCAGGGAUUUCGGAGACAGCAUGGACAUUUACAGGAGCAGACGUAUACACGCAGCCUGUUCCUAUUGUACCUACCGUUCAUUACACGAUGGGUGGAAUACCAAUCAAUUAUAAAGGCGAGGUUUUAAUUCACAAGAACGGGUCAGACACGGCUGUUCCGGGUCUUCAUUCUGCUGGAGAAGCCGUGAGCAACUGUCACGGAGCCAACCGCCUUGGAGCAAACUCCAUUCUGGACGUCGUUGUGUUCGGCAAAGCGAUUGGAUUAAAUAUAGCGAAACUUUACAAGCCAGGAGAAAGUCAACCAAAACUAAAAGAAAGUACUUGCGAGCCAAUUCUCGACAACCUUGACAGAGUUCGCAACAAGAAAGGAUCUAUAGCUGUACAUGAGUUAAGGGAGGGUAUGAGACACACUAUGCAAAAUAAGUGUGGCGUGUUUAGGGACGAAAAGCUGCUUACUGAAGCCAGUACCGAAAUACAAAAAUGGUAUAAGUCGUUUGAUGACGUCCGCGUAACAGAUCAUCGACUCAACUGGAAUUCUGAUUUAAUCGAAGCUCUGGAACUUCAAAACAUGCUUCAAACUGCUGUGCAGGUUGUUGCGUGUGCUCUCAAUCGCAAGGAGAGUCGAGGGGCGCACUUCAGAGAUGACUUCCCUAAACGAAUAGAUGAAAUGGAUUAUAGCAAACCGACUAAAGGACAGACGGCAAAACCAAUAGAGCAGCACUGGAGGAAACACAGCCUAUCAACAUUAGAUUUGAAAAGUGGAAAAGUUUCUAUAACAUAUCGACCCGUGAUUGACAAGACAUUGGAUGAUGAAGUGCAGACCAUACCCCCAGUACCAAGAGUUUAUUGA